Messenger RNA from Suillus subaureus, 1646 nucleotides. Its product is annotated as CHAT domain-containing protein. The record is from RefSeq and is a predicted model, not a curated record. The transcript is spliced from 2 exons. Bases 115 to 1644 code for a protein of 509 amino acids. NCBI's taxonomy places the organism in Eukaryota, Fungi, Basidiomycota, Agaricomycetes, Boletales, Suillaceae.
AUAGGGUUAGGGUUUUGCUGAUGUGGGUCGCUAGCUUCCGUUUAUCUGUCGUUCCAUUGAUCAGGACUUGACGGCACUGUCCCAGGCGAAGAUACUGACGGUCUGAAUGCUGCCAUGCAUCAUUUCAAUGCAGCAACAAAUGUUAUCUCUGCAGGUUUACUUCAUCGCCUGCGAGCAAGUCUACGCUGGGUUCGCCAUGCUAGUCAAUAUUCACAUGAUACUCAACUGCAGGCUUACACAACUUCCAUGCAACUUCUGGACGCUUACAUGUCCACGACAGCUUCAGUAUCAUCUCGUCAUGAUGCCAUGAAGAACUUCCCAAGUACACUUGCCGUGGAUGCUGCAUCAUGUGCGCUUCGUAGCGGUGACAUUCAUGGUGAUCAUGCGGUAACUCUGAUGAAGAGAUUCAGAGGCCUCAGCCACCUCCUUGAUAGACCCCCUGUAAAUCAUCCAGAAGGGACCCCAAGAGUCAAUAUAGAAGCAGAAGCAACCCGAUACAGACGUCUAGUAGAGGGCUGGAAUGGAACUGUCGAAGAGAUCCGGAAGAUCGAGGGCUUCUCUCGCUUCCUACUCCCCCCUUUGUUCUCCGAUCUUCAGGAUGCAGCUCGUGAUAGGCCUAUCAUCAUGCUCAUUGCAAGCGAGUCAUCUUCUGAUGCUAUUAUUAUCCCACACAAGCAACCUCCGACUAGCAUUCAACUCCCCACCAAUUUGUUGAAACUCGUUGAAUUAGUGUUCGCAUUCCGAGAGGCAAUUGAAAAAGAGGCCGGUCCUAAAGGGAACCAACCAGCGCUGACAAGAGCUUUGAGGGAGUUGUGGAAUGACGUCGUCCGCCCAGUGGUCGAGAAUCUGGGCAGAUUUGCAGAACGAGGUUCCCGAAUAUGGUGGUGCCCGACUGUCUCUCUUCAAUUUCUUGCCAUUGCACGCUGCUGGCAAGUACAGGGCAAACGGAAGUCCCUUGCGCAGCAAUAUAUCUCUUCGUACACACCAUCGCUUACUGCAUUGAUGAGGGCUCGCAGGAGUCAUGACAGGUUGCCGUCGGUGUCCUUCGCUGCCAUUGGCCAGAAUCUCCCCGCCGGUCAUUCAUCCACUUUGGAAUUUGUGGAGCCUGAGCUGGAAUUGGUGCGGAGUCUUUUGCCCCAUCCCCCAACGGUUUCCUUCACCAAGAUAACGAGUGUUGGUGCCACGAAAUCGAGAGCACUGUGCGCAUUGCAAGACAGUACUUGGCUCCAUUUCGCGUGUCACGGGACACAGAAAUGGGACAAACCCUUCAACUCGGCCUUUCUCAUGCGCGACCAACCGCUUUCACUCCUCGAUAUCACCCAAAUGGAUCUCUCUCCGCAUCAAUUUGCAUUUCUUUCUGCCUGUGAAACUGCAGUCGGUGACUUCGAAACGCCCGACGAGGUGAUACACCUGGCAGCUGGCCUACAAUUCGCUGGGGUUAAGAGCGUCGUUGGGACAUUCUGGAAUGUCAACGAUAGUGCUGUGCAGCGCUUAGUCGAGGCAUUCUACAAAAACUUUUGCGGGGAUGGCAAAAUGAAUUCCAAGCGAGCUGCCCGAGCGCUGCAUCAAGCGGUCCACUCAUUGGCUCAGGAGAAGGGCAUGCCCUUGGACCAGCGCAUAGUGUUCAUACAUAUUGGCGUAUGAUC